AUGCCUCCGCAAUUGUUACCGGCGUCCGCCGCCGCCUUUGCUCCCCGUGCCUCUUCUGUCAACGUCGUCCUGGGCUCCAAAGUCGAGCCAUGGCUGACCCAGAACCUCAAGCGCAUCAACAGGGUCAAGCGCCCACUCAACAGUGUAGCCCAGCACCAGCGCUGCCUCACCGAGACUCUUUCGUCGGAAAACGCCAUCUGGACAUUGACCUCGCUCAUGGUGCCCAAGGCCCCUGAGGCCGAGCUGCGCCAGGACCCCAACCCCCUCGUCGAAGCCCUCUUCAACUACCAGCUCAUCACUGUCGAAGCCUACAUUGUCCACGUCGACAUGGUCCUGCGCAACGAGGUCGCCUUCAAGCUCACACCGGACUCCAUUGAGGCCCUGAUCGAGUACCACAAGGACAUCCACACCGUCGACAACAAGGCCAACACCUUUGACUGGCCCGAAAAGGAGCAGCAAGCCAAGAAGAUGCACAACGACUUUGUCCAGGCCAUCAACAAGUACGUCUACCGCACCCACGUUACCGCCCUCGAGGGCCUCGAGGAGGACGGCGCCGGCGAGCUGCUGUGUGGCAAGAGCGACGAGGUCAAGACCAACAUCCUGGCCCUCUUUAAGACCCUCACGCCGCCACCGCCCAAGCCCGUCGAGGUCUUCCGCCAGCCGCCCCUUCUUCCCAGCAACGCCGGCUCUGCCAAUCUGAGCAGCUUGUGGACACAACCGUCGCUGUCCCCCCAUCCUGCCAACGCCAUGGCUGCCGCCAUCGCUGCCACUGCUGCUGCUAUCACAUCAACUCUGCCUGCCCCCGUCGAAGCUUGGCGCGUGCUUCCGUCCAGCCCCAACAUCUCGGCCACCUCGGUCGAGUCGACCAACACCAUCUGGGCCAACAUGAGCAUGCAAGAGAUGCAGCACGACAUGCCGCACGAUAUGCAGCACCAGCACCAGCACCAGCACCAGCAACACAUCUCGCCCUCACCGCCAUUGCACUACAGCCAGGCCUACUCAACCGCGCCCCUCUACUACGCGUCGCCCCUUGUCACUGAGCCCAUGCCCCAGCUGACGCUCCCCAGCAUGCUAACACCACAGCAAUGUGGUGUCAGUGUUGGGUACGGCGGCUUCGGCUGGGAUAGGUAUCAAGAGUACACUGCCGCCAUGAUCUGA
Messenger RNA from Sporothrix brasiliensis 5110, 1158 nucleotides. RefSeq lists its product as uncharacterized. The record is from RefSeq and is a predicted model, not a curated record. The transcript has a single exon. Bases 1 to 1158 code for a protein of 385 amino acids. NCBI's taxonomy places the organism in Eukaryota, Fungi, Ascomycota, Sordariomycetes, Ophiostomatales, Ophiostomataceae.